CUGUUCUCAUUUAUACGGCUAUGAUGGGUGCAGAUAAUGUAACCAGUAUUGGAUGACAGACGCUCUCUACCCGAUGAGACUCUUGCAGCGAUCUGAAAUCUACUCGCUACUGCCUUACGCCUAUUAAUGCGUAUGAGAUGCAGCGUGAAUUUGCGAAGAUGCGCUGCUCGGGGGCAGGCGGCUUGCAAGCAAGUCUUGGGCCAUGCUCGACAACGUCGUCCUCGGCGUUAGGCAGCAACUCAUCAUGGGUGCUUACUCAAUACAGCACACCCAUGCCACCCCAUCGUCGGCCGCGGUUCCUCGCUGUCGUGAAAGCAAUCGGGCCAGCAAGCGCACACCCAUUCGUGGAUUCGGCAUUAAGCAGCCCUCAAGUAGCGGUCUGUCCGAACAGGGCCUCGCUGUGUAGGCAAGCAGUAUAUCAACCUAAUCCAAACAAACUGCAUAUGGUAUCUCCGUGUACGGCAGGAUCGACGGCCCAGCCUGUUGUCGUUUCUUGCGACCCAGACCUCGAAACAGCCGUUGACGAUGCGCCUUCGGUGGAUCUCAUCCAACAGCUAGCGCAGCGCCGUACGGCUGGCAGCGAGGAGGCCGCGGAGAGCUGCGGCUCCAGCCAGACAUGGGAUCCUCCGUCUUCACUGCCUACUCCCGUUGAAGACGGAGGUCCAACACCAGGCCCGGCUGCCACGCUACUUCCGCCCGAUGUACGGCACCCCGGCAGUCAUGGAAUUCGGGAGCAGCAAAGCUGCCAGGGGAUGACUCAGCAGCCCCCUCAGCAGCCCCCUCAGCAGCCGCCCCAACAGCAGGGAGUACGGCAGGAGCAGCAGGCGGAGCGGCAUUGGCAGGCGGAACAGCAGCGUGAGUUGCAGGAGCAGCAGCAGCAGGAGCAGAGACGGCAGUGGCUCUGGGAGCGGCAGCAGCAGCAGCAGGAUAAGGCCUUGCUGGUUGGUAUGCUCCGAAGCCGCUCCUGGAGGGAGUUGCGGGAGCUGAUGAAGUGGCGUGAGCAGCGGCAUCUGGAGCAGGCGAGGGGGCGGCUGGUCGCAACCUCCGGUCCUGGUACCGGCAUUGCUGCUCCUGCCGCUACUGAGAGUGCUGCUACAGCUGUAACUGGGGUUGCUGGCGUAACCCAGGACGCCGCCACUGCCGCCGCUUCAGCGGUAGCUGGCAUGCCCACAACCGCUGUAGGUACCGAAGGAGCCGGCAGCCCGGCGGUGGCGGACGUUUCCAACGACGGCAAUCUCUCGGGCGCCGCUGCAGAGCAAGCAAACCACUUGCCCCUGAGGCAGCAACAACAGAGUCAGCAACCGCAACAAUCACAGCAACCGCAACCGCAACCUUAUCCAUCGCAGCAUCCCCAGCAGCCCCACAGCAGUAACACCCCGCAGCCCUCCACCCCUGCUGCCGCUGCUACACCCCCUGCAACAGCUUCCUUCAGCGCGCGGCACCUCGCCACGGCGCUGCUCGUGCUGUCCAACGUAGUGGUUUCGGAGCCGCGUGAUCUGGGUCCCUCAGAGCGCAUGCAGCUCUCGGACUUUGUACGGG
Molecule: messenger RNA, 1539 nt
Organism: Astrephomene gubernaculifera
Lineage: Eukaryota; Viridiplantae; Chlorophyta; Chlorophyceae; Chlamydomonadales; Astrephomenaceae
Source: the annotation of a GenBank genome assembly